AUGCCCCGCAGCACGCCGGCAGCCGGCAGGUCUCGUCGGGCACGGGGCUGCUCUCGGCAGGUCGCUCGGGACACCUCCGCGCGGGCUCCGAGCCCCAGCCCGCGGGGUGCCCCAGGGCCGCGCCAGAGAACGGGAGCAGCUGCACGGGGAGUGGCGAGGAGGUGUGCGAGUACGACUUCGUCGAGUGCCCUCAACAGGGACGGGGGGUACUCGACGGGUGCUCACUGCGUGGAGGGCCGCUGGAUGAUCAGCCAGAGCCUCGUGGACUGCCACCGAAAUGUUUCUGACAUUCUGCACCUCCCCCCGAUCGAGCUGGACCCGCUGCCGCCGCUGACAGUUGACUGGGGCAACCACAACGAGUCCAAGGGUGCCGAAGAGCAGUCGGAGUCGUCGCAGCCGAGCGGACACGGGUCGUUCGCUGCGCACCAAGGCUGCCCACGGGCCGCCGCGCGACUGGCAAGCGCAAUGCCCCUGCUGUCCAUGGUGGUGUCCCGCAGCACGCUCUGCUGA
Messenger RNA from Prorocentrum cordatum, 510 nucleotides. NCBI's taxonomy places the organism in Eukaryota, Dinophyceae, Prorocentrales, Prorocentraceae. The record is from the annotation of a GenBank genome assembly.